This is a messenger RNA of Linum trigynum, 2920 nucleotides long. The record is from the annotation of a GenBank genome assembly. Lineage: Eukaryota; Viridiplantae; Streptophyta; Magnoliopsida; Malpighiales; Linaceae.
UUAACGUCGAUACCUAAAAACUUAUACUUGAAUCCAACAAAUAACAUCAGGGUUAAUUGCAUGGUUGGUCACUGACAUUACAAAAAGCGUUCAUGUUUGGUCACUCGAAAUAUUUAAAUCCAUUUUUGGUCACUAACUUUACAAAAAAUGUUCAUUUAUGGUCACUCUCCGUUAGCUGCCGUCCAACGCCGUUAAUGGCGUCCGUUAAGUGAUGACGUGGCUGACGGAUUCGCCUAAUCAUCACCUUUUAACCCAAAUAUUGACUGACCCGACCCGCCACGUCAUUUAAACUCUCCAUGUCAGCCAAACCUAACCAAACCUCUAACCAAACCAAACCCGACCCAUAAAUAAAGAACUGACCCGACCCACUAAUUAAUCUACCCACCUUUGACUAAAACCCUAAUCGAAGACAAAUCCCGGCCGCCAAGAAGAAGAGCGGGCCGGCGGCCUCCAGCUUCAGCUUCGACAAGAAGGACAGCCCCGCCGCCGGGGACAGGAAUCAGACCAUCCCUCUGGCCUCCGAUAUCUGGAGCAUCACGGGUGUGGCGCCCAUGGUGGCGCCUCCUAAGCGAGGUAAUCACGGCACGGCGGCGGCGAUUCAGAUUUCUUCCGAGAUCUGGAGCAUUGUCGACGGUCCUCCGCGUAUGGCUCCGCCACCGAUGAUGAUGAUGAAUUUGGCGGCGGCGGAGAGGGAAAGGGGGUCGACGAUGUCGCCGGUUAAGAGGGAAGCGAGGAAGAAGAAUUCGUACGGAUCUCCAGGGAGUAGGCGUGGGGAGAGGCAGGGUCCGUACCUCGCUGGGAGGGAGAGGUCGUCGCCGCUGUCGAGGGAGUCGGAGAGAGAGCGGCGGCCGGUGGCGAUUUCACCUCAGAAGCGAGAAAGGGAGAGGAAUUCGUCGUCUUGGUCGGUGAGGAAGGAUUCGAGAAGAAUCGGAGAAGUCCGGGAGACAUUAUUGUUGGGCUCUGUUUUGGGGGCGAGGGAGAAGUUGUUGUGGGCGAGGGCGAGGAAGCUCUGGCGGACGAUUUCUUCCCAGGCUGAGUGGAGCAGCGAGAGGGAUAAACCCAUAUGGAGCUGUGAAUUCUAUGAUUGAUCAAGUUUUUUGAACUGGAUUGGAUUGGGGGAAAGAUUGGAUUUUUUCUUUCUUGCUUCCAAGUUCAGGGGUUUCUUUCAAGCUUGGGGAAGGAUGAAUGCGAAUGAAUAAUGGAGGUGGGUUUGGGUUUCUGAGUCUUGACCGGAGGGGAUUUAUAUAGAGGGAGUAGAGAGUAGGUUGAGAGAGAGGGAUGGAUGGGUGGGCAUGGCGUUGGCAGGGGAUAAAGAAAUGGCAGAGAGCAUGGAAAGUCUUCGGGGGUAAGGGGGGAAGACGACCGAGUUGGACAGAGAGCGUGGAAAGUCUUCGGGGGUCGGUGAAGAAGGAUUCGGCGAAGGCGAUGUCAGCGAAAGAAUCGGGGAAGUCCGGGAGCGAGUCGGUCAGUUUGGAGUCGGAAUCGUGACCGGCGUGUGAUGAGGAGUCGUUCUCCGCCUUCUCCUCGAGAAAACCUUGGACGAGAUGGGAGAGGCUGGGUAGAUUAAUUGGUGGGUCGAAUCAGUUCUUUAUUUAUGGGUCGGGUAUGGUCUAGUUUGUUUAGAGGUUUGGUUAGGUUUGGCUGACAUGGAGGGUUUAAAUGACGUGGCGGGUCGGGUCAGUCAAUAUUUGGGUUAAACGGUGAUAAUUAGGCGAAUCCGUCAGCCACGUCAUCACUUAACGGACGCCAUUAAUGGCGUUGGACGGCAGCUAACGGAGAGUGACCAUAAAUGAACGGUUUUUUGUAAAGUUAGUGACCAAAAAUGGAUUUAAAUAUUUCGAGUGACCAAACAUGAACGCUUUUUGUAAUGUCAGUGACCAACCAUGCAAUUAACCCAAUAACAUCAAUAUUUAACUUUUAUACUAAGUAAAAUUACAUGUUCAAUGGGCAGUCCAUGCUAGUUUUUAUUAGGGCAAUUGUUGCCAAUUCAACGGUGAAAUCACCUGCCCAAAAGAAGUAGCAGCGUUAGCGGGCCAAAUUAAUAGGCCGAAUAAGCUACAGUUAGACUGGAGUUCUGGAGAAUUAAAUCUGCGGAGCUGACGUUACUGACCCCUCCAGAAAAUAUGGGCUGCUUUCAGAUGGCUUAUGUGGCAAAAUUCAAAUAUACACGGUUGAAUAUAUAUUUGGGUUGACUUCUCUCUGUUUCAUUUCAGAACCUCAGUAAUGGAAGUUACUUCCCCUUGGUAAAAGGCGAGUAAAGAUUAAAAAGUGACGGUAAAAAUUUAACAUCACAAAAUGGCUACAAUACAAGUUAUCAGUGCCAGCAAGGUUCUCUUGGUUUCGUGAAAAAUUUCCUGCCAGCUCUUUCAUUGAAGAAUACCAACUAAUUAUCAAUGCCGGAGAUUAACUCUAGUGAUCUGCAUUUGCACGAAUAGUAAGUAGCAUGUGAUACACUCGAAUAUGAUCCUUAUCUUUUUCGUCGACCGGUGUGUAACCAUCUUUUAGAGUAGCUCUAGCUUCGAGUUAGUACAAACUUGUUAUGAUCAUGUUGGGUAGAUGGCUCGGGUCUAGCCGCGCCAAGGAAGCAUUCCAGCACCGCCCCAGAAGAUCCAGCAGCGUUAGUACUAUCGCAACCAAGUCGCGACCGCGCGAAGGUCUCGGGCGCGGCGAAGCCCACACUCGCGGGCAAAGAUCCCAGAUGCCGAACGACGACGUUCCAAUCAAGUGUUGACCCAGGCCAGGAAACCAGAAAACGACACCGCAUUUCCCGAGGAGAGGUCACAUCAUAGUCCUAGGUAUAAUCAUGGAUAAAUCCUUAGUCCUAGGUAGAGGUGUGGCCUAAACUCCUGACAUGUCAGUGGUCAUGUCACGUUGGAUAACUCACCCACCACCAUGUAGCCUAUAAAUAUGGCAUUUACUC